Molecule: messenger RNA, 4287 nt
Organism: Belonocnema kinseyi
Lineage: Eukaryota; Metazoa; Arthropoda; Insecta; Hymenoptera; Cynipidae
Gene: ome
Product: venom dipeptidyl peptidase 4
Exons: 16
Coding region: 506-3085 (859 amino acids)
Biological process (GO): proteolysis
Molecular function (GO): serine-type peptidase activity; dipeptidyl-peptidase activity
Source: RefSeq, a predicted model, not a curated record
GAGUACGAGUGAAUUGCUUCUGCUACAACCGCGAUUAUUUGCUAUUUUAAAUUCAUUUGGAAAAAUCGCUGUUGCGUGUGCGCUUAUCCGGACGUUCGUUUUUUCUGCUAACACGAUUAAGUUUCUGUGAAAGAAGGAAGUGUACAAUUUAAUCUGUUUUAUUACUGGCCAUGUGGCUAGACGUUACGCGUUUUUAAUAUGUGCAUCCUUCAAGAUAUAAUACUUUUCUAUCUACCACGAUGAUGUGCAAGACAUUAAAAACAGAAAUCCAGUAUCUUGUCAAUAUUUUCUGAUGAUGGAAUUUGAAUAUUACUUUUUGGUACAAAGUUGCUUGUUAUUUUCUCAAGAGUUUGUCGGUGACAAAUCCUUAUAGAGAUUGUGCGCGUGAUGUUUAUAAAGAAAAUCUCAGACAGAGUGGACGCAGUCUUUUUAGUGAGCAAGUCUGAAGAAUUGGGUGAAGGAAAAAUUGUAAGGUGUGUCAAAAGUAAAUUUGUGGCUCGCAACGAUGGCUGUGAGAAAUAUCGCUCACGAGUACACGGUGGAGAUAAAGGAUGAAAGGAAAAGGACGGAGGAUCACAGUUUUAGUGAUUCCUCCAGUGAGCUGGAAGACCAUUUUCCUUUGAUCAGACAGAAUCAUGUCCCAUCCAAGGUGAAUAAAGCGGGGCGAAUUCACAACAACAGAAUCAAUUCCUCGAGCCUUCUUACGGACCUAAUGACGAAGAACAAGCGUCGCAAUUGGCGUCGUCUGCUGGCUGGGGGAUUAAUUGCGAUUGUCGUACUGGCUCUAGUGAUCACGGCAGCUAUUCUACUCACCGGUGGUCCCAAUUCCUCUGAAUCUAAAACGCCAACUGCAGCCGGCAUCUCCCUCGAAGAAUGGCUCCAUGGCUCGCUGUCGACGAAAAGCUUUAAUGGCACCUGGAUGAGUGAUGAUGAAAUCCUCUACCGGAAUGAAAGAGGUAGUUUGCUGGUUUACAAUGUCACUUCCCGGAAGACCAAAGUGCUAUUGGAUUCGAGCAACGAGGGAUUAGCAGUGAGUUUUGAUCAUCAGAUUUCUGCUGACCACAAAUACUUGCUGUUGGCUUCGUCCUACCAGAAGCUCUAUCGCCAUACGUACCUGGCCCACUACAAGAUCGUAAAUCUGGAAACUCUAAAAGAGUUUGACUUUCCUAGUCAUAAUGCGUCGGUGCCUUUGCAACUAGUUACUUGGGGCCCCAAAGGAAAUUCUUUGGUCUACGUUUAUCAAAACAAUAUUUUCUAUCGACCAAAAGUUGAGGAUGAGGAAGAUUAUCAAGUCACAACGUCUGGAGUAUUUGCUAGUGUCUACAAUGGAGUACCUGACUGGGUUUACGAAGAGGAGGUAUUCAGCUCUAACAAGGCACUAUGGUUCUCUCCGAGUGGUACGAAAUUGGCCUUCGGCUACUUCGACGACAAGAAUACACCAAUAAUGAGCAUCCCCUUUUAUGGGUAUCCAGGCAGCAUUUCGUUCCAAUACACAUCAGUCAUCCCCAUUCAUUAUCCAAAGAGCGGCACGACUAAUCCAACAGUGAAGUUGUUUUGCGUCGAUUUGGAGGAUAUAAUUAAAAAGAACGGAACAACUCCAAUCGAAAUAGAAAGUCCUCCUCAUCUAAAAAAUAAGCAGACUAUUCUUUCUGCAGUAGAUUUUCCAACUGAAAACCUCUUAUCUGCAACUUGGAUGAAUCGAGUUCAGAACGAAGCCUACUUUCAUCUGUGUGAUGUCAUCACUCAAAAUUGUACAACGGUUCUAUCUUAUACCGAGGCGAAUGGCUGGGUCGAUCAAUUUGCACCUCCAGUCUUCAGCAAGGAUGGAGCAGCAUUCCUUUUGAUCUUACCGCAGAAACAAAGUGACAAGGGCGAUUGGAAGCAUUUAGUACUUGUUUCGAAUGCAACCACGGAUGCCAAAACCACUGCUCUAACUUCUGGCACCUUCGUUGUCACCGAAAUUGUCUCCUGGGAUCAAGAAAACCACUUCGUGUAUUAUUUAGCAACGUCGGAAAAGGAUCCUGCUCAACAGCACCUGUAUCGAGUAUCCUUAUUGGAUCGGCGUCGAAAAUCAAAGUGUCUGAGCUGCAACGUGAAAGGCAAGUCAGACGGAGUUCGAUGUCUCUACAAUCAGGCUCGGUUCUCACCCGAUAAUUCGUACUACGUGCUCACCUGCGCAGGACCUGGAGUACCGGAUAUUUCUAUCUGUGACAAAAACUCAACUAAACUCUUUUCUUGGGAAGAUAACUAUGAGGUAGCCGAACAACUGGCUGAAAAAUCGCUCCCUGUUGUGAAGAGACUCACAGUUCCGGUUCCUGGUGGCUUCGAAGCUCAAGUUCGUUUGAUGAUCCCACCUGAUGUGGAUAUGUCCGGGUCAACGAAAUAUCCGAUGGUUGUCUAUGUAUACGGUGGGCCAGAUUCGAAUCAAGUGACAGAAAAAUUCAACAUCGAUUGGGGAACAUAUUUAGUGACAAAUAAAAGCAUCAUUUAUGCAGCCAUAGACGGAAGAGGUUCCGGAGUGAAAGGAAACAAAAUGCUUUUUUCAGGAUAUCGGCAUUUGGGAACGGUGGAAAUCGAAGACCAAAUAGGCGUGACAAAGUAUCUCAAAGACAAGUUCCCUUUCAUUGAUCGAACCAGAACUGCAGUGUGGGGUUGGAGCUACGGUGGUUAUGCGGCAGGAAUGAUUCUAGCAACUGAUCCGAAUGAUGUUUUCAAAUGUGGAAUGUCGGUAGCUCCCGUAACAGAUUGGGCUCUUUAUGAUUCAAUUUACACGGAGAGGUUUAUGGGUUUGCCGACGUCGUCUGACAAUCUCAAAGGUUACGAGGAAGCUCAGCUUCUUAAAAAGGUGGAUGUGGACAAGGAAAGCGGAUUCAGAAAAAAGGCAUAUUAUUUAAUUCAUGGAACUCUUGACGACAAUGUUCACUAUCAACAGUCCCUGAUGCUGGCCAAAGUUCUAGAGCAAAAAGACAUCUUAUUUAGACAGCAGACUUACACUGACGAAGAUCACGGUAUCGUCCAAUCUCGCAGCCAUCUUUAUCACUCUCUCGAAAACUUUCUAGACGAAUGCUUCGAACCAUCUUCCUGAUCGAAGUUUUUUCAUUGAGGAUCUGUGGAGGAGCAGUGAAACACAAUCUCAAUCACUUCCUGUAAAUAAAUUUUCAAAUGUACAUAGUCUAUGUACAAUAUGUAACAUGAGUGUUCAUGUAAAUAAGGACUGAAGGAGUACUCGAAUCCCGCAAAUAUCUUUGGCGAAUCAAUGUGCCAAGUUGGGUGUAACAAUCGGUUUAUAAAUUGUGUUACAUAUAUAAAAAAUUUCGUUUGUUACACUCCCAAAGGUUUGAAGAAAUCAGACGAUUUCAACCUGCAAUACCUGAUUCAGCGACCUAAAAAUAUUAGAGUUUGUACUUAUUUACGAGUUAGACUCUUCUUAGUACAUGAACAAGUUUUUUAAAGCCAGCUAUUUUAAGAGAAAACUUUGUUACUUAAGAAGUAAUUUUAUAUAUAUACAGGGGCACACACGAGAGUAAGGAUAUAAACUUGUAAACUUCUGAAUAACUCAAUACAUAGACUUACUUGAGCUCGUUUUAUGGAUACUUUCACCAACAAUUUUCAUUAGAGUACCUCAGUUAUGUUCAGUUCUCGGCAUAAAAUGAAGAACAAUGAUUAACGAUUCCUGAUGGAAAUAUUUUUCACUUUGUCAUUAGAAAUACAUUUGUUUAUAUGUAAAAAGUGAUAUGUAUAAACUGAGGUAUGAAUGUAAUUGAAUGAUUCUUGAGAUAUUAUCCCAUUUAUCAUCUACUAGAGAUUAUUUCAUAAGACCUAAUUUUAUAAGGUCUAACUUUUGUCAAAUCUAAGUUAGUAGCGGUUAGAAGUUAACAAUAAUUUCUCAAUUAAUCAUUCAUUUAUUUUUAUCAACUUUAAGAUAGCAUAUCUACAAAUUGUUAUCGUUAAGCCGACGACGACAUUCAAUCUAAUCAGAGAUGUAACGAAACAAAAUGCACAGUAGUGUAAAUAAGCGACUAUCACGUUUAAAAUAUUAAAGUUUUUUAAAUCAAGGACCACUGCAUGCAUUUUUGAGGGUGGAUCAAAGUGAAUUUAUUAAAAUAAUUGUUAAUUCUUAUCUCGAACUCGUUGUACAUACAAGAUUACUUAAUUAACGUAUAACUGAAGUAGAGAAAAUACUGUUGCGACAAAACUGUGCGGACUAACCCGUAGUUUUUCAAAGUUGCUUGGAAAUUCACUACCGAUUAUUUGUUGAGUGUAUUCAAAUAAAGGUCUAUGUUUUAA